This is a messenger RNA of Rhagoletis pomonella (apple maggot), 1402 nucleotides long. RefSeq lists its product as uncharacterized. NCBI's taxonomy places the organism in Eukaryota, Metazoa, Arthropoda, Insecta, Diptera, Tephritidae. The transcript is spliced from 2 exons. The annotation marks the transcript as partial. The record is from RefSeq and is a predicted model, not a curated record.
UUAUCUUAAGUUUGAAUGGUCUUUCCGUACGUUUAAGACGUGUCAUCAACUCAUCGAUAACAAUAACAACAAAAACAAACGUCGCAUAAGACGUUUACAAAAGACCUCGCGUAAGACGUCUACAACAAAACAAGUCAAGAAUUGUAAAAAUACUUAAACGACAACAACUUUCAUUAGUAUUACAACAACUACUACUGGUAUCGGUAAAAACAACAACAACAACAACAACAAUCACUACUUUUAAGCAAACGUCAAACGUUGAAAGCCAACAUAAACAUCAAUAAACAACAAACAAACAAACAAAGCAAACGCAAAAAUGGCCAGUUCAAAGAUUAUAUUGAAAGUCCUUCUCUCCCUUUGCGUUUGGUCCUUUGUCAUAAUUGGCCUCUUCAAAAUGCAUGGCACCAAUCUAGUCUCGCAGGAGUACAGCGCUGUGCCACUGAGUGGCCGCAUUUUGCUGCAGAAGGACAUAUUGCGGUAUGCGGAAACCACAUCGACGACAACGGAUCGUUUUGAUCCCUCCGAGAUAUUGGUGGACAAUCGGACAGCCAUGGACGAUGAUCAGCUAGUGCGCGAUGUCGAGUCACGCAUCCCCUCUCUACCGAUCGCCUAUUGGAGCAAGAAUAAAAAUUUCCGUCAGCAGAAGUCCAAUACAUGCGCCAAAUAUCCGUCCAUCUUCGAGCUGGAAUUCAACAACAUUUACUGGCAAACAAUGCGCACCUCUAACGGCACCUUUCAGCUCUUUGGCGCCUACUACGACAUACGUAAGACCUCGCGCAUUGGGCCGACGGUGCGCAUACUCGGCAUGAUCGAUCGCAUACAGCCGACAGUGAAGACCUACUGUCAAUUCUGGUUCGACGGUCAGAAGGAGCCCUUCAUUGUAAAGACCUUUGAAUACAAAUACAUCUGGUACAACAAGUGGGGCAACUACAAGCAGGGCAUCCAUCAGCCCUACCUGAUAGCUUGCCAGAUACCGAAACCCUUUCACGGCGUAGUGCCCAGCUCUGUGUCGAUGGUGGAGAAGGAAUGCGACACGGCAACAAACAACUUGCGCGUCAUCUACAAUCGGCCGCCAGAUGACCAGAAGAAAGGAUUCGCGGUUUGCGUCAAGGGCUUAGACUUCCUUUACGACGAUCUGUCUGUGCGACUGAUCGAAUGGAUUGAGAUGCUGAAUAUUUUAGGCGCCGACAAGAUCUACUUCUACAACCUGCAAGUGCAUCCGAAUAUCACAAAAGUGCUAAACCACUACGAGCAGGAGGGAAAAGUGCAGGUCAUACCGCUGACGCUACCAGGUGGACAACCGAACGUGCCCGGCUUCCAGCAUCUCUACCUCACCAAGAAGACGAAUCACAAGCGCCAGAACGAAGUCAUACCCUACAAUGAUUGCCUCUACAAGAAUCUC